ACACAGAUCAGUAACAUGCAUGUAAACCCCCGACCGACCUCCCCGACGCAGCGCUGCUACUAUUUCAGCGAAUAAGCUCAGAAAACAACGUUGAGACGUCCAUUCAGACGCUUGGACCGGUCGGUGAAGCCGUUUCCGAUGCGAAAUGCGGCACCUUAUUCUGGACUAACCGCCCGGCAGUCAGUUAAUCGCUCCUUUUCUUUGCAACAUUGUUGCAGCGUCGCGGCUAUUGAUACGCGCUGUGGUGGAGGAGGAGGUGGUGGUGGUGGGACCGAGGAGGCCUGUGGUCGGUUUAAUCCUGGACUGAUGUUUUUAGUCAACCUGAGUUUUAAUGUUCGCGAAAGAAAGAGGACGAAAUCGCUGUCCUUUAUUUAAAGCGGAACAUGUCUUUUUCAUGGCUGACUUGUUCACUUCUUCUGGGAACUUUAUGCGCAGGGUACAGUCUGGGAGAGGUGGAGACCCGAGAAUGUGUGUACUACAACGACAACUGGCGAACAGAGAGGACCAACCAGAGUGGCUUUGAGCGCUGUGAGGGAGAAAAGGACAAGCGGCUGCACUGCUACGCAUCCUGGCUCAACUCCUCAGGGACCAUCAAGCUGGUGAAGAAAGGCUGCUGGUUGGAUGACUUCAACUGCUAUGACAGGCAAGAGUGUGUCUCUAUGGAGGAAAACCCUCAGGUGUUCUUUUGCUGCUGCGAGGGUAACUACUGCAACGAGCGAUUCACUCACCUUCCUGACUUGAUUGGCAGCAGGACCCGAGUGAAAAUCCGGCCUCCGCCCCGUGUGCCAUCAAUGCUGAAUGUUCUAGUGUACUCUCUGCUGCCGCUGUGUGUGCUGUCCUUGGCCCUCGUUUUGGCGCUGUGGAUGUACCGCCACCGCAAACCUCCUUAUGGACACGUGGAUCUGAGCGAGGAUCCUGGACCAGUCCCUCCUUCUCCUUUGGUGGGUCUGAAACCUCUGCAGCUUCUGGAAAUCAAAGCUAGGGGGCGCUUUGGCUGUGUUUGGAAAGCUCAGUUAAUGAGCGAAUAUGUUGCUGUAAAAAUCUUCCCUGUUCAGGAUAAGCAAUCAUGGCAGAAUGAGCGGGACAUCUUCUUGACGCCUGGGAUGAGACACGAAAACAUCUUGCGCUACAUUGCGGCAGAAAAGCACGGAACCAACCUGGAGACGGAACUGUGGCUUAUCUCAGAGUUUCAUGAAAGAGGCUCAUUGACGGACCACCUGAAGGGCAACACUGUGACCUGGACUGAGCUGUGUCACAUAGCAGAAACCAUGGCCCGUGGAUUGGCUUACCUCCAUGAAGACAUUCCCAGCUACAAGGGGGAGGGGCCUAAACCUACUAUUGCGCACCGGGACUUCAAGAGUAAGAAUGUGCUUCUGCGGGAUGAUUUAACUGCGGUCAUCGGGGACUUUGGGCUUGCUGUGCGAUUUGAACCAGGAAAGCCUCCUGGAGACACUCAUGGCCAGGUCGGUACGAGGCGUUACAUGGCUCCAGAGGUGCUGGAGGGAGCCAUUAACUUUCAGCGAGACUCCUUCCUUAGGAUUGAUAUGUACGCCAUGGGCUUGGUGCUAUGGGAGCUGGUGUCCCGCUGCUCGGAGACAGACGGUAUAGUUGGUGAGUACAUGCUGCCGUUUGAGGAUGAAAUAGGUCAGCAUCCUUCCCUGGAGGACCUGCAGGAUGUGGUCGUGCACAAGAAGAUGCGUCCAGCCAUCAAGGACUGCUGGCUCAAACAUCCGGGUUUGAGUCAGAUGUGCGAGACCAUCGAGGAGUGCUGGGACCAUGACGCUGAGGCACGACUGUCAGCUGGCUGCGUGGAGGAGCGCAUCAGCCAGAUCGCCAGGACGAUAGGCAGCACUACCUCAGACAACCCAGCCUCCAUUGUGACAUCUCUCAUCAACGAGGACCUACCUCCCAAAGAGUCAAGUACCUAAAUGGGUGACACCUUGCCUCACCUAAGCUCCUGACUUAUGUUCAUUCUCAAACCCAAGCUCAGCGGAUCUAUGUUAACGUUAACAACUCUACCCCACAUCCCCCUCCCUGUCACCAUAGCAACCUACAUGCAGCUGCUCGUUACCUACAUACUGAUAUUUUGUUUCUGUUUGAUGUUCUUCUGUGUUUUACUAACACAUCCAUCUGCUGUAGUUGAAUUAGUAAUAAGCUGUGUGAUGGGCACAUCUCAUACCACCUCUGUGUCAAACCUUAAACCUAAUCAUUGCUUCCAUGUAUUUUUUUAAAAGUUUAGUGUGUCCUGUUGUUUUUUGUUUUUUUUGUUUUUUUAAAUCACCCCACGAGCUGCUGUGUAUGUUGUAGUUCCCAUCUGUGGCCAAAUUCUGGAAAAACCUUCGCUCCAAACCUCAGACAACACGCUGCACACCUCGGAAGAAACAUUUUGAGACUGUUAAAACAAAAAAAAUAUUUUCAUCUUCCUCAGGGGUUGAAGCUUCUCGAUUUAUAAAUUUGGAGAGUGCUCCCUUCCUUUCGACCUGUGAAUUCUUCAGAACGAGAUGUAGAGAGAAAAUAAAAAAAA
Molecule: messenger RNA, 2524 nt
Organism: Cyprinodon variegatus (sheepshead minnow)
Lineage: Eukaryota; Metazoa; Chordata; Actinopteri; Cyprinodontiformes; Cyprinodontidae
Product: activin receptor type-2B-like
Exons: 11
Coding region: 384-1928 (514 amino acids)
Biological process (GO): activin receptor signaling pathway; cellular response to growth factor stimulus; protein phosphorylation
Cellular component (GO): activin receptor complex; plasma membrane
Molecular function (GO): activin receptor activity; ATP binding; activin binding
Source: RefSeq, a predicted model, not a curated record